CCAUUAUCCAAUUUCUCAACCACCUAAAAUUAAUUCCUCUCUCUCUCUAGUUAGUGUCUGCCUCCAUAACUAUCUAGCAUUGCAUCUUUCACAUAAAAUUUUAUUAACUCUUUUUGGUUUUUGCAUGCCUUUUUACCCUGUUUAGUAGGAGUAAGGAUUUUGUGGUUUCAGAAUUUGCACCUAUAUAAGCAGUUUGGUAGAAAUUCCUAAUUUCAGGUACAAGUUUACCACCCCUCAUAAAACUAGCUUCCUAAUAAUUUCCCUUUAUUCUCCCAUCUUAUCUCUCCCAAUCUGAAUCCGAUCUUCAAUACCACAAAAUACUAAACAUCUGUUGCUAAAUUUCAUCUUUUUCGAAAGUGGCCGUGAAGGUUUCUAGCCUUUUAAUGUAGAUUAAAAAGUGAUCUCAACCAAUUUUAUUUUCAAGAUUGGAGCCAAAGAAAAAAAUAUUGGUGAUUUUAUCACAAUGAUGAAUCCCCUACUUUGUAUUUCCUUUGUGGUCCGAUUCUCAUCUGAACGCAUGUGGAGGAAACAAGUUCGCACCAUUCACUUUUAGUAUUCUAAAAUUAUAUUUGUAGCGCUUCAUCAGAAUUUUGAGCAGAAGUUCCUCAGUUUGAAGGCGGCAAUGAGAUUCUAUCACUGGCCGCGCCGCCUGCUCGUCGAAGCUCGAGACAGCGGCGGCGGCGGCUACAGCAGAGCGGCGAGCUUCGACAGGAACAUGGUGAUCAUACUGGCGGCCUUGUUGUGCGCUUUGAUAUGCGCUCUCGGGGUAAACUCCAUAGUGAGAUGCAUGCUGAGGUGCGCGGCCAGGAUGAAUAUUAAUCGGGGCGAGGCGCCGCCGCAGUUCGGGAGGAAGGGGCUGAGGAAGGCGGCGCUCCGGCAUAUCCCGGUGGAGGUGUACGGGUCGAAGCAGGGGGUGGGGUCCACGGACUGCCCGAUAUGCCUUGGUGAGUUUGUGGAUGGAGACAAGAUGAGGGUGCUGCCCAAAUGCCAUCACUCCUUUCAUGUGAAAUGUGUUGAUGUGUGGUUGGCCUCCCACACCUCGUGCCCCACGUGCCGCCACUCGCUCGCCGACCACGCCCCCGACGGCGGCCGAGGAGCUGAUUCUGCUGCUCAAGAGGUGGCCUAAUUGCAUUGUUUAUAUUUUCUUAGGAUUAGUUUUAUUUUGGAUUUGCUUUGUUGUUUUGAAAAGCACUUCUUUAAAUGGCUUAUGUGUGUCAUGUAAAUAUUGGGAAAAAGUUCUUGGAGAUGUUCGGUGUUUGGCUAAUCUUAUUUUGGAGAGAUUAUGAACUCCAACGCUUAAUAAAAUGUUUCAAGAAUUUAAAAGA
Salvia miltiorrhiza (redroot sage) is the source of this 1325-nucleotide messenger RNA. Its product is annotated as RING-H2 finger protein ATL74-like. The record is from RefSeq and is a predicted model, not a curated record. Gene Ontology annotation, molecular function: transferase activity. Bases 623 to 1126 code for a protein of 167 amino acids. Lineage: Eukaryota; Viridiplantae; Streptophyta; Magnoliopsida; Lamiales; Lamiaceae. Gene Ontology annotation, biological process: protein ubiquitination. The transcript has a single exon.